Talaromyces amestolkiae is the source of this 2613-nucleotide messenger RNA. RefSeq lists its product as uncharacterized. Gene Ontology annotation, molecular function: DNA-binding transcription factor activity, RNA polymerase II-specific; zinc ion binding; DNA binding. The transcript has 6 exons. The coding region runs from base 1 to 2613 and encodes 870 amino acids. NCBI's taxonomy places the organism in Eukaryota, Fungi, Ascomycota, Eurotiomycetes, Eurotiales, Trichocomaceae. Gene Ontology annotation, biological process: DNA-templated transcription; regulation of DNA-templated transcription. The record is from RefSeq and is a predicted model, not a curated record. Gene Ontology annotation, cellular component: nucleus.
AUGGCGGAUCAAGACGACGACUACUUCAACGACCUUUCCCGUCAGUCCAUGUCGCAAGAUGCGAUUCAAUCACAGUCCGGAAACACAGGCGGCAACACUUCACCCACCGAAGAUGACGGUAACCCCGUCCCUCGUCCGAAACGAAUGGCAUGCAUCGUCUGCAGGAAGAGGAAAUUGAGAUGUGACGGACAGAAACCGAGUUGCGGGACAUGUGCUCGUGUGGGUCACAAUUGUGCAUAUGAUGAAGUGCGCAAGAAGAGUGGACCGAAGAGGGGAUAUGUCAAGCAGUUGGAGGCACGGUUAGCGCAAGUCGAAAUUCUCUUGAAAAACCAGGAGCCAGAGAAUUCUUGGAACGAGACAAGUCGCAACGCUCUUCCCAACACAUCCAUGCCGCCAACAGCAUCGAAUCCUUUAUCAGGAGUAGGAAAUCUCAUGAGCUUUGUAAACGGGUCGACAACACGAGUUCCAGAUGCCAUGAGGCAACCACAAGGUUCUCAAAAUGGAGCUUCUACCACAAACUCGACUUUUGAUCAUGAAUCGUCCUGGGAGGUUAUUAGUCUAGGCUUGGAAGAGCCAUUGCCGACCCAGGAUGUUAUCGAUGAGUUAUUCGAUAUCUUCUUCACAAAGAUCCACCCAUCCCAUCCUAUGAUUCAUCGUCCUCGAUUCUUUGCUUCCAUGAAUUUAGCUCCCCACAUGCGCCCACCUGUUUGUCUACGUUAUAUCAUGUGGGCAUUGGCUGCAUCUAUCACGCCAAAAUACAGUUUCUUAGAAGAACAUCUUUAUGCUCGAGCUCGAAAGUAUGCCCAUUUGGACGAAAUGAAAGGUCAUGGCGAGCAUAUGGUCAGUGUCAGCCAUUGUCAAGCCUGGGUUUUGAUUUCACUGUACGAGUUCAAACAAAUGUUUUUCCCAAGAGCAUGGGUUAGCGUGGGACGCGGCGCGAGGAUGGCGGCUAUGAUGUGCUUCAAUCGCUUGGAUGGAGUCGGAUUGGACGUCAAGCAUUGCGUUCCCCCACCGGUUGACUGGGUCGAAAGAGAAGAACGACGACGGACGUUUUGGAUGUGCUUCUCUGAAGACCGAUAUGCAAGUAUUGGAACUGGAUGGCCAAUGGUGUUUGACGAGAGAGAUAUCAUGACAAACCUGCCUUCAAGCGAAGAGGCUUAUUUGACAGGUACUCCGGAAACGGCGCCGUCGCUGAAAGAUGUAUUAGCCGGAGAUAUCGCCAAUCUGUCUCCCUUGGGUAGUGUAGCUGUUAUGGCGUGCAUUUUUGGUCUCAAUCUGACGCAUCUUCACCGACCCGACCCUCAUGACCGAGAAGAUGAUGUGAACGGGGAAUUCUGGAAACGCCAUCGCGCCUACGACAACAUUCUACUAAACAUUUCUCUCUCACUUCCUCACUCACUUCGCUUGCCUCAAGGCAUUGCAGAUCCGAAUAUCAUCUUCUCCAACAUGGCUAUACAUACGUCUACUAUCUGUUUACACCAAGCGGCCAUUUUCAAAGCGGAAAAGCACAAGAAUAUGACACAAAUUGCCGCAGAAAGUAAAAGAAGGUGCAUCAUAGCGGCAGACCAAAUAUCUAGUAUCAUGAAGAUGGUCAGCCAUACCGAUCUUUCUCUGUUGAAUCCAUUCAGCGCAUUCUGUCUAUACGUCGCUGCUCGAGUCUUCGUGCAGUAUCUCAAAUCCCGACCCGAAGGCCAGGCAGUCAAAUCUUCGUUACAAUUCCUGCUCACAGCAUUAGGCGCGUUGAAGCAAUUCAGUGCAUUGACCGAGUCUUUCCUCAUUCAACUAGAUGUCGACUUGAGUGGGACAACUUUUGGGUCAUCAAUGCGAAGUAUGCGUAGUAAAGAAGCGGUCGAGUCCAAUACCGGUAGCAAUCAAUACUGUAACCCUAUUGCCAAUAUACGCUCAUCAGAAGCAGAUGCCCUUGCAGAGGUCAACUUGAACAGAGAUGCCGCUGCAAACAAUUCAUCGCCCGUCGGCACCUCGGCGUCCUCGCAAAGUUUCGGAUCCCUCCCCAAUCGUCAAAGAUCGAACAACACGCCUAGAAGCGACCAGCAAACGCUGAACGUGUCCCGCAACACAGCCUUGGACUCGACCGAUUCCAACAACACUAGUUCUCAACAAGAUGACAACGCCAUGUUAACGAACUUUGACAUGGACAUUUCACCUGUCGUAAGCGGCGGCAGCGAGAAUAUGCAUUCCGAAAAUGCGUCACCACAGACGAUGAAUUCGUCUUCUAACCAUUCCAAUCCUGCAUUCACCCCCCCAAGCAUGGAGCAAACUUCCAUGGGCGGUCAAUUGAAUAAUGUGCAUGUUAAAUCUCCUAUGAACCCAAGUCUGAUAGAUUUUAGUACCGGCCUAGACGGUUUCUCGAUGAAUGGCAAUGUGUCAUUCUCGCCGUUCUUUGAUUCCAAUGCCAUGGACACUGGUAUCAACGCAAUAGGCAUGGAAAAUCCUUUACCUCUCAAUGACGGCUGGGGAGGACAGCAACAAAACCCCGGCGUUGCGAAUAAUGGACUCGGGGAUAUGAUGGGCAAUACGAACAACUUUUCGGACCGCCAAUUCGACUUGUUACUUCAAAACAUGGGUUGGAAUGGUUGGAAUGACCAAGCUUGA